AUGUUUGACGACUGGGUCUUCCAAUACCUCCCGAAGAUUUUUUGCGGAUUAGCAUUCUUUGUCAAUCCGAUUUUUAUAUAUAUGAUAUUCUCAGAGAAUACAAAAAAAUUCGGAAACUAUCGGUUCCUUCUUUUGUUCUUCGCGCUAUUCAAUUUGACCUACUCGGUGGUGAAUGUUGUUGUGCCGUUGGACAUCCACAACUACCGCUACUGCUUUUUCCUAUUCCUUAAACAUGGCUGGUUUGUCGAGCCAUCCGAAUUUCACUUCAACCUCCUUGUUGCUCGUUGCUCACUGGUUGCCGCAAGUUAUGCCAUUCUUCUGAUCCACUUUAUCUAUCGAUACCUAGCAAUCCAUAACUCCAAAUUUACCAGAGAAAAGUUUUAUCAGUACAUGACAUUUUCUGUGCUAGUUUUUGCAAUGUACUUUGGAGUUUGGCAUGCGAUAUGUUACUACCCGGGACGCGCAAACGUCGAAAUCAAAAAAUAUAUUCGUGAAGACUUCCGCGAGCUUUAUGGCAGUGACUCAAUGUAUUUCAAUAUGCUGGGAGCGCUCUUUAAUGAAGGGUCCGAAGAAACAACAUUCCAAUCGUGGGUGGCAGUAAUUUUGUGGUCAUCCUUAUCAACUAUUUCAAUAGUUAUGUUUUUGGUUUUGGCAGUGAUGACUAUCAAAAAACUCAAAAAAAUGGCGCCGAACACUAGCCGUAAAACAUCUAAAUUCCAAGUAGAACUCCUCCGAGCCCUAGUUGUGCAAACUGUCAUCCCAAUAUUCAUCAGCUUUUCUCCCUGUCUAUUAUCCUGGUACAGUCCAAUGCUUGGGAUUCAACUGGGGAGAGGCAUAAACAACAUAGAGGCGAUGGCUCUUGGUGUGUUUGCGUUUGUGGACCCAGUGGCAAUUAUCUUGUGUCUUCCGAUUUUUCGUAACAGGAUAUUCCGAGUUUGUCGUGGAGGCUCAAUAUUAAAGUCUGCGAAAUCUAGCACGGUGCAGACUAAUUGA
This is a messenger RNA of Caenorhabditis remanei, 993 nucleotides long. RefSeq lists its product as uncharacterized. The record is from RefSeq and is a predicted model, not a curated record. The coding region runs from base 1 to 993 and encodes 330 amino acids. Lineage: Eukaryota; Metazoa; Nematoda; Chromadorea; Rhabditida; Rhabditidae. The transcript has 5 exons.